Molecule: messenger RNA, 1631 nt
Organism: Hibiscus syriacus
Lineage: Eukaryota; Viridiplantae; Streptophyta; Magnoliopsida; Malvales; Malvaceae
Product: DDB1- and CUL4-associated factor 8-like
Exons: 5
Coding region: 80-1552 (490 amino acids)
Cellular component (GO): Cul4-RING E3 ubiquitin ligase complex; cytoplasm
Molecular function (GO): protein binding
Source: RefSeq, a predicted model, not a curated record
UUUCAAUUGAGAAUCAAUGUUCGAUUGAAUCCUUCAUAUAUAUAUAUAUUUCUUCAAGAAUCACUUUUGAUUUUAAUUGAUGAUGAAGAAUAAAAGGGCAAGGACGAGUGUGGACAAGGCGGUGGUUGAUGUUUGGCAACGGGAAGUCGGAGCACUCUCGACUAGGAAUUUCGCCCACCGGCUUGCAGCUUCUGAGGAUCUUGUGCUCCGACUCGAAAUUUACAAGAAACUCGAAAAGCACCGAGGUUGUGUGAACACUGUGAGCUUUAACGCUGAUGGUAACAUUUUAGUCACAGGCUCCGAUGAUAGGAGGGUUAUACUAUGGGAUUGGGAAAGGGGGCAUGCCAAGCUUACUUUUCAGUCAGGCCAUGUCAACAAUGUUUUCCAAGCAAAAAUCAUGCCUUACUCAGAUGAUCGCACCCUGGUUACUUGUGCUGCUGAUGGGCAGGUCCGACAAGCUCAAAUUUUGGAACGAGGUGUCGAAACUAAGCUGCUGGCCAAACAUCAGGGACGAGCUCAUAAAUUGGCUAUUGAACCAGGGAGCCCUCAUAUAUUUUACACUUGUGGUGAAGAUGGAUUAGUGCAGCAUAUUGAUCUUAGAACUGCAGCGUCUACGGAACUUUUCACAUGCCGGCCAAUUGAUGAUAGCAGGGCUUCCAUGGCAUUUAUCCAUCUCAAUGCUAUUGCAAUCGAUCCAAGGAAUCCAAAUCUCUUUGCAGUUGCAGGAUCGGAUGAAUAUACUCGCCUUUAUGAUAUUCGCAAAUAUAAGUGGGAUGGCUCAACUGAUUUUGGUCAACCGGCGGAUUAUUUUUGCCCCCCUCAUUUGAUCGGUGAUGAUCAAGUUGGAAUAACUGGCUUGGCUUUUUCAGAUCAGAGUGAGCUUCUUGUCUCCUACAAUGAUGAGUUCAUCUACCUCUUUACAUGGGAUAUGGGGCUGGGGCCCAAUCCGGUCCCGUCAUCUCCGUUAUCUGCAAUUAAUGAAGCAAGUGAAUUGGGAUUUGAUCACUCAGCUAUGGAUUCCAAUGACAAGGUUGUUCCUCAAGUUUAUAAGGGGCAUAGAAAUUGUGACACUGUGAAAGGUGUGAGCUUCUUUGGACCUAAAUCUGACUAUGUGGUUAGCGGAUCCGACUGUGGCCGUAUAUUUAUUUGGAAGAAGAAAGUCGGAGAGCUCAUUCGUGUUAUGGAAGCGGAUAAGGAUGUGGUAAAUUGUAUCGAGUCUCAUCCUCAUACCACAGUUCUUGCUAGCAGCGGAAUCGAGUCUGACAUCAAGAUAUGGACUCCAAAGGGUAUUGAUAAACCUACUCUUCCCAUAAAUGUUGAACAGUUCAAACCGAAACCUAGGGCUUGGAUGCACCGUUUUGCUUCACCUCAGGACCUGAUGUUGCACUUGUUUUCGAUGCGAAGGUGGGAUAGUAGCCCAGAGCGUAAUGGAGAGAACUCGUCGUCAGCGGCGAGCCAGGAACUUCUACAGCUUAUAUGGACAUUCAAUGCCAAUAGUGAUGCUUCGGAUGACGGUGGGAAUGCCUCCGGUCCGGAGGACUUGUUUUGUUGAAUGAUGAUGCAUGCACACAUGCAGGCAACCAUGCUUUAGUAUAUUGUACAUAACAUAGGGCUUUCAACCACAUUCAGUG